Molecule: messenger RNA, 681 nt
Organism: Symbiodinium sp. CCMP2456
Lineage: Eukaryota; Dinophyceae; Suessiales; Symbiodiniaceae
Source: the annotation of a GenBank genome assembly
UUUGCAGCCUGUGAAGAUUGGGUGGGUUGGUGCGCACCGUCUUUGGUCCCGAUCAUGGCGCUGGGAAUGAGCAUGACUGAAGCACAGUUCCUCAUGCUUCCAUCGUGGUCGCACCUCGGAGCUGUUCGCCCACCUCCAGGACUGGAGCACAUGGAGACUCCGAGCCUGCAGCUCCAGCUUCUCAAAGCUUUGGAGGUGGCUCCUGUCACUCUGCCAUCUCUGCCGAAGGUGGUGGGCGCCCUUCAACCUCAGAAGCUAACUCAACCUCAGAAGUUCACUCAGAAGUGCGGCUUUUGGUCGGAGGAGUUCGGCUUGCACCCGGACAGCCUGGAGUGGCUCUCCUGCACGAAGAUGAUGAUCCGGAACGUCCCUGCACGCUGCACAGAGCUGGAGCUUCGAGUUUAUCUCAGCACCCAAACGACCGACGACUUUGUCCUUGAGAUGCCCAAGACAAGCCCAGCAAAGUGCAAGGGCUACGCUUUCGUGCAGAUGGCCGACUCAGUAGCCCUUGCUGCCUUGGCAAAAGCCCUGUGGCAGCAGACUGUUCCCACCAGGAAGAGUGCUCGCCCAUUCAAGAUCCACCCAGCAGAGUCUUCAGAGAAGCUUCCUCUGAGCCCAGCUUCUUCGUCUAGUUGUGUCGGAGGCUGCGUUGAAAGUCCAUACAAACUUGUUUGUUCAUGA